Magallana angulata is the source of this 1220-nucleotide messenger RNA. RefSeq lists its product as uncharacterized. The transcript has 4 exons. The coding region runs from base 172 to 987 and encodes 271 amino acids. The record is from RefSeq and is a predicted model, not a curated record. NCBI's taxonomy places the organism in Eukaryota, Metazoa, Mollusca, Bivalvia, Ostreida, Ostreidae.
ACGGAAUGCUGACAGUGGGUUUUUUUUUAAUCUAUACGUAUAGGGUCACGACUUUAGUUCUAUAGACCAUUCGUACGGACUGGCUUGUGUACAAUACCAAUGCAAUGAAAAGGAGGAAACCCGUUUUUGAGUAAAAGGUUAAGGCUGAAAACUUGGAGGUGUGAAUUCAUCAUGAAGUCACCAAUAUGGACGCCGCCAUCUCAAAGACAGGGCCGCUUGUGUGGACAAGUAGUGGCAGCAUCGCUAGUAGCGAUUGUUCCAUAUAUACACAUAGGAAUUGUCAACAAGAUAUUCUGGGUCCCUAACAAACCCCCAGUAAAUCGGACACACUGUCAAUGUGACUGCUUCGAUACCGUCUUCAAAGGUUCUUACGAAAGACUGGGGAAAACAUCAUAUAAACACAUCUACUUCAACGCUACGUUUGAAAUGCUCCUCAUAUGGGUCCUGACCCUGGGAUGUAUCAUUUUCUCUUACGAAGCCUUCAAGCGUCUCUAUAACCUUUACCACGCGGGUAUUCUAAGAUGGAGAAUGGUAGCACUUUUUAUCUUAGACAUAUAUCCGAACUAUUACUCAUUUUGGAUGUUUGUCAAUUACACGAAUGAUGGAUUUUACAAACAGUUUUUGCACCAACUUUUCUUCACAGUUACAGAACUAUUUUCCACGUGGAACGUUUUCCGGUUGUGUUCUAAGGAUUGUGACGUAGACUCUGUGAGCGCAUUAGGGAUUAUUUCUAUGAGUCUUAUUCACAUUUUGUUGGGUGGAGUUGAUCAAUUCUUCGCACAGUUGAUACUAUGGAGAGACCAACCAUUUCAAAGGUUUCGGAAUCUGGGAUUCAUCCUCCCUGAUGUUUUACAUGUAGUGAUUACUAUUCAAUUACUUGCCAAGGAAAGACGCACGAAGUGGACAAGGGCGUUAACUCCGACAGAGUACAAAACCUUGGCAGGAGUUGUGUCUCUUGGGUUUUUAAUAGGGAAAUUUGUGUUUUAAUUACUGUUGAUAUUCAUAAACAGAAAAAAACAAACUCCUUGUUUUUUGCAUAUAUGAUUAUUUAUUAUAAAAUUAGAAACCAGCUGUUUACACAAAAUAAAAUGAAUUCAUAAAAACUUGAUGAUUUACAUGACAUGCAUGAUUAGCUUUCUAUUGUUGUAUGCACAAACGAAUUCAUAUGAUCACCUUUCCUUGUCUUUAUAAGGUUUACACAUUAAACCAAUGAUAUUGGA